CGCUCGCCGGCCGGCCGUGGGGGCUGGUGACGCGGGCCGGCGUUCACGAGAGGUCCCGGAGGCGGGGCUCUGCCCGCUGCCCAGAGAGCGGCAGGACAGAAUGCUUUGACCUCCAGGCUGUUUUAAAUCUGGUAGAUAAGCCAGAUACUGUCCCAUAAGCCCUUGGCCCACAUCUAAGUGGGAAUGCAGCUAUCUUGGAUGUCUGGAACUUUUUAGGCACCAGUCUCUGAAGUCCUAGUUGCUGGCCUAAGGACUAGACUACUGGGGUGGUUCACGAGCUGGUCAUCUGUGCAGAAGAGCCACACAGCAAAAAUGUUUGCAAAACUAAAGAAGAAAAUUGCAGAAGAGACUGCUGUGGCCCAGAGGCCAGGAGGUGCUACUAGGAUCCCACGGUCGGUGAGCAAGGAAUCGGUUGCCUCUAUGGGAGCUGACUCAGGAGAUGACUUUGCUUCCGAUGGAAGCAGCUCCAGAGAAGAUCUUUCAUCCCAGCUUUUGAGAAGGAAUGAACAGAUACGGAAAUUAGAAGUCAGACUUUCUGACUAUGCUGAACAGGUCCGAAACUUGCAGAAGAUAAAAGAGAAGCUUGAAAUUGCAUUAGAAAAACACCAGGAUUCUUCCAUGCGGAAAUUUCAAGAGCAGAAUGAGACAUUCCAAGCCAACAGAGCCAAAAUGGCAGAAGGACUGGCUUUGGCAUUAGCCAGAAAGGACCAGGAAUGGUCAGAAAAAAUGGAUCAGCUUGAAAAGGAGAAAAGGUUUCUGACAGCUCAGUUACAGGAAAUGAAGAACCAGAGUUUGAAUCUUUUCCAAAGGAGGGAUGAAAUGGAUGAAUUAGAGGGGUUCCAGCAACAGGAACUAAGUAAAGUAAAGCACAUGCUUUUAAAAAAAGAAGAAAGUCUGGGGAAAAUGGAGCAAGAGUUGGAGGCACGAACCAGAGAACUUAGUCACACCCGGGAGGAGUUGAUGACCUCCAGUCAGAUGUCAUCAGACUUGAGCCAGAAGCUAGAAGAAUUGCAGAGACACUGCUCAGCGCUGGAAGAGCAGAGAGAUCAUGUGACAGCUUCAAAAACAGGUGCAGAAAAUAAGGUCUCAGCCCUGGAGCAAAAGGAACAAGAGCUCCAAACGUUCAUUCAGCAGCUUUCCAUGGAUUUGCAGAAGGCCACUGCUGAGACUCAAGAGAAGGAAAAACUCAUCACCCAUUUGCAGGAGAAGGUCUCAUCCUUGGAGAAGAAACUAGAGCAGAACUUAUCAGGAGAAGAACAUGUGCAGGAACUGCUGAAAGAGAAAACUGUUGCUGAGCAGAAUUUGGAGGCUACCAGACAGCAGCUCAUGGCAGCCAGAAGCAGCCAGGCCAAGGCCAUUGACAUCCUGGAGACUCGGGUGAAAGAACUCGAGCUGAGUUUGCAAGCGUCUGAGGAGAAGCUAAAGCACAGUGAUGAUGUCAUGGCGGCUCAGGAAGCUCAGAUUCAGGAGCUCGCCGCCGCCCGGGAGAGCAGCGCCGCGCCCCUGCAGGCGCCGGCCCUGGAGCGGCAGUGCCCGGAGCGCAUGCGCACGCUCGAGGCGCAGCUCGCGGCCCUGGAGAGAGCCCGGGCGGCCGCGCAGACGGCGGCCGAGCAGGAGGUGAGAGAGCUGGAGCAAGAAAAUGCAGCCCUCAAAGAAAGUAAGAAUGAAUGUGAACGUUCUUUACAACACCACCAACUUGAACUGAAGAAGCUAAAGGAAGAAUGGAGCCAAAGAGAAAUUGUGAGUGUCGCCAUGGCUCAAGCCCUGGACGAAGUGCGGAAGCAGAGGGAAGAGUUCCAGCAACAGGCUGCUAACCUCACAGCUGUCAUAGAUGAGAAGGAGCAGACUCUGCAGGAAAAAACUGAAGUGAUUCUCCAGAAAGAGCAGGAGAUUUUCCAACUGAAGAAAGGUCACGACUCUGCCCUGUCACAGAUGCACCAGCUGCAGAGUGAGCUGGAAUCCCUGCAGAGCCUGAGGGCAGAGGAGUCCGAGGCUGCUGCGAGGGACGAUGUGCUGAGGCUGCCCAGCCCAGAGCAGGGGUUGACGCUCUCAGUGCCUGAGCCUCACGUAACCUCGAGGGCCACACAGGACCCCAUGUACCAGCUUCCAGCGGCAGAGAGAAUCCCAAACGGUGAGGUGGGGGUCAUGGACCUAGGGCAGCUACAGAAGGAGAAACAGGACUUGGAGCAGCAACUUCUGGAGAAAAAUAAGACCAUAAAGCAGAUGCAGCAGAGGAUGCUGGAACUCAAAAAGACUCUCCAGAAGGAACUGAAAAUCAGACCCGACAACGAGCUGUUUGAAGUCCGGGACAAGGCUGGCCCUGAGAUGCCGAACAUGGCCCCUUCUGUCACGAAUAACGCUGACCUGACUGAUGCCCGAGAGAUCAACUUUGAAUACCUGAAACACGUGGUUUUGAAAUUCAUGUCCUGCCGAGAAUCUGAGGCUUUUCACCUUAUAAAAGCUGUGUCAGUGUUGCUGAACUUCUCAGAAGAGGAAGAGAACAUGCUCAAAGAAACCCUGGAGUACAAGAUGUCAUGGUUUGGGUCCAAGCCAGCCCCCAAGGGCAGCAUCCGGCCAUCCAUCUCCAACCCUCGGAUACCGUGGUCCUAGAUGGAAGUGCUGACAGGCGGAGCUCCAUGCGAUGACACUUUUUCUGUGAAAAGAACACUGACACACCAGUCUGGGUGGGUUUUUAAUCACUGUAACUGCAGUAUUUUGUACAAGCGUCAAAACAUUGUUUACAAGACUUAAGGCCCCCUUCCCGACAGACUGAUCUGAACCUCAGGAGGUGGCUGUCCCUGCGUCAUCGUGCUCACCAAAGGGGAGGGUCCUGGCACUGCCCAUAUUUCCGCCGUGCUGCUAAAAAUCCCAGCUCUGGCCGACACCCGUCCGCACCUGAAUCCUCUUAAGUGUCCACGCUAGCGCUUGAAGCUGAAGCCCUCAGCCUCCGGUAGGGAGGAGGCACUGGGUGCACCCCGUAGUGACCACGCUGGAUGGAAAGACAGCCCUUCGACGUGGUGCCCAGCAGGCCAGAGCCUCGUGCCCUGCCACGCAGCCAGCUCACUGGGGUGGGUGUUCAAAUUCCCCUUCCCAGUUAGCUUGUUUGGGUUCAGAUGAGAUAGAAGAGGCUUUUUACCCCUUUCACCUUGUUUCUCAAACCACCCAGAGUUUUAGAUGUGCCCAUCUUUAAGGUACUCUGGGGCCAGUGUGGAUUCAUGAAUAUGCAACUUUCUGACAGUAUCUCACUUUACUGAAGAAAACUAGCAGAUAUAUGAAAAAAGAUCCUUAGUACCAAAUACACUCAAUUGCCUUUUUAAUGAAUGUACUUGUCUUGGAUAGGUUGCUGGUAAACCAUUUUAAACUAUUUUUUAUAGCUAAAGUUCUUCGCUACUAUAAACGUGUAUUAUAAAAUCCAUUUAACUGGUGUUCUUAAAGGCAAAUCAGAGCAUCAAGAGGAAAUUAUUUCUAAGAUUGGGAUGCCUUUCCCUUUUUUAAUUUCACUAGCAUUCUAUGGUCUCUGCUUCCCUCUGAAGCAGUGGUGGUAUUUCAUUUGCUUUGCUCUUAAUUCUGUGUUGUGAACUGAGCAAAUGCUAAUCCCACGUUUGCUCCGGUUAAGGACAGUCUGCUCCAUUCAGGGCGAGCGGCAGUGGUCCCUCCCCCAUCCCUGACCAAAACGUCGGAAGCCGUCUGCCACGUGUGUGGAGCCACCACCUCUCCCCCCACCCCCACCCCCAUGUUUCUCAGAAAUGCCCAGGAGUAAAACAUGUAAAACAUAUCUCACGGGAAAACACGGAUUUGCAGAGUUAAUGUACUACGUUUCCACAGACCUGGGCGUACCAAGCAAGGGCAGCAUCACCGUCACCCCAGCUGGGCUCUCUGCCACCCGAGCCACCCAUUCUCCAGGUGCCUCCCUCCUCACGUGGCUCCUCCCUGCAGAUGGCUUUCCUUUGUUUAGAAUUUCCAUUUAUCUGGUGGGGACACAAGACAGCAAUUCCUUCUGUUCUGUAACUGCGGUGAGUAAGAGGGAGCUUUUCCAGCUGUUCCAGGAGAGUCCCCACAUCGGGUGGCUCAGGGCUUGCCAACCGGUCCGACUCCGCUGAGGCCUCUCCAGCCCUUGAGCUGGUCUCACCCCGCCCUGCCCACAGCCCCCGGCAGCUUCCACUCAGCCUGGACCUGCUUAGGGUGUGUUCCGAGUGGGCUUUCCUCCUGCAUGUCGAAUUUCCUUCAGCUUUAAGAGGAAGAGUGGAGUAAAUAUUCUAAGUGAUUUAAUGCACUUUUACUUGUAUAAAACGUUCUGUGAUAGAGACAGUAUGUAUAGCCCUUUAUAUGAGCAUUGGAUUUGGAUCUCUCUCCGUGUUGUAAAUAGGAAUUGUAUUAUCUAAGACUGCUGUAGAAAAUUCAUUUGUGGUGUCACUUUUUGAUUAAAGCUCUUUAAUCCAGAUGCCACUAA
Molecule: messenger RNA, 4450 nt
Organism: Neomonachus schauinslandi (Hawaiian monk seal)
Lineage: Eukaryota; Metazoa; Chordata; Mammalia; Carnivora; Phocidae
Gene: GOLGA1
Product: golgin A1
Exons: 23
Coding region: 313-2610 (765 amino acids)
Cellular component (GO): Golgi apparatus
Source: RefSeq, a predicted model, not a curated record